This is a messenger RNA of Diabrotica virgifera virgifera (western corn rootworm), 14832 nucleotides long. RefSeq names its product dynein beta chain, ciliary (gene Dhc93AB). Gene Ontology annotation, biological process: microtubule-based movement. Gene Ontology annotation, cellular component: dynein complex. Gene Ontology annotation, molecular function: dynein intermediate chain binding; ATP binding; minus-end-directed microtubule motor activity. The coding region runs from base 14 to 13456 and encodes 4480 amino acids. Lineage: Eukaryota; Metazoa; Arthropoda; Insecta; Coleoptera; Chrysomelidae. The record is from RefSeq and is a predicted model, not a curated record. The transcript is spliced from 50 exons.
AUAACAACAAGAAAUGGAAGCACAACCUCCUCAAAUAGACAAUAGAUUGGAAUAUCUAGGUAGUUACGUACAAAAAACAUUAAAACUAAAGCCCGAAAAAUGGAGCCGAAUGAUGAACACUGAAGAUCACAAAGCUGUAGUCAAAAAGUUUUUAGAAAGACCUCAUCCAGUUCUCCUGGUCAUUGUGUUAACACCAACAGCACAGCUUGUAGCUGCAAAUGGAUUUCCAUUAGCUCAACUAAAAAGCAAGGGCGUUUAUUUCAUCAAGAAGGCACCAAUUCCUGUAUGUAAAAUAACGCCAUCCGAAACCGUAAUACCAGGAGACCUUUCACCUAAAAUAAUUGAUCAGCUAGCGUCACUUGUAGACGAGAUAUUGGUUCCGCUGCUGUCAAAUCCACAAAACCACGUAGGAUGGCCAGCUGUAAUAGCUAAGGAUGUCCAUAAACACGUUCAUAGUUUAAAAAGCACAGUCUACCAAGUAAAAGGUCAGGUUAAUGGCCAAACAGUUCUACCAAUGCCUGUAGGGGUCGAUAGAGUAUUUGAAGUUGAAAAACUUCUUAUAGAAAGUAACGGCGAAAUUUGCGACUUGUAUCUAAAAAGUGCUAUAGAAGGAGUUGUAAUUAAGUGGUCUGCUCAAAUCAACGAUGUGUUGGCAAACGACUCUUCUGAGAAAUGUCCAUCUGUUGUUAAUCCUGUACCCACAGUAGAAUUGCAAUUUUGGAAUAAGAGAUUAAAGAAUCUCGAAUAUAUCUAUCAGCAGCUUAGAGAACCUAAAGUAAAAAGUAUGGCUGUAAUACUAGAAAAAACAAACAGUGCUUACUUCAGCUGUUUUAAACUAUUAUUCAAGAACACCGUCAUUGCCCUUUCCGAAGCUAAAGAUAUGAAUCUUUAUUUGACACCUCUAAAAAAGCACGUGCAGUCAAUUGAAGAAACAGAAUUUAGUGAAAAUAUUCCAUUGCUGGCCCCAAUAGUUCACGUCAUUUGUCUAAUUUGGUCCAACUGUAAGUCAUUUGACCAGACAAAGUUGAUAACGCUAUUAAAACAAAUCUGUAAUUUGCUUAUACAAGAGGCAAAGAAAUUUUUGGAUCCAACUACACUUUUUCACAGUGAUAUAGACGAAGCUAUGCAAAGAGUCAGUUACUGUGUUAAAGCUCUAAAGCAGUUUAUAUCUAUUUUUAAAAGAUACAAACGCAAUCUGACGACAUACUUUCCUAAUGGACGACAAGAACCAUGGAAUUUUCAUCCAAAUUUGGUGUUCGAAAGAUUUUAUGCGUUUCUAGAAAGACUUAAAACCAUUCAAUGGUUCUUUAACACUGUAUUGGAAUUCAAUAAACUGGAGAAGGUUGAAAUAGGUGGAAUCAAGGGAAGAAUAUUAAGUUCAAGGGUAACCGAAGUUUUUCAUGAGUUUCAACAAAGCUUUAUGAUAUUUUCCGGAAAAUCGUAUGAUGUACUAGAUCCAGACGAUCCAUCUUUUAUAGCUGAUUUUGAAGAUUUUACACAUAGAAUAUUCGAAAUGGAUAUGAAGUUGGUGGCUAUUCUCUGUCAAGCAUUUGAUGAUUGUUCUAAUUUAGAAAGUAUAUUCAAGUUAAUUAAUAUUGCCGGUUCAGUCCUGGAAAGACCAAUAAUAAAAGAAGAAUUUACAAAUCAAUACGAAAAAAUAUUGGAUAUGCUAGAAAGUGAAAUCAAAAUGGUAGAGAUAAUUUUUGAUGAACAGAUGCAAACAAAGCAGAAAACUGGCCAUUUUAUUUUAGACAAAUACAUGCCUCCAGUUGCUGGCAUUUUAAGAUGGACUAGAAAUUUAUGUUUACGUCUUACAGGUCCUUUGAAUAAUUUCAAGACCUUGCAACACCCUAUUGUCCAAAGUGAAAGAUCACUAGCGCUUAUAGCAAGAGCUGAGAGGUUUUUGGAAAUAGCUGGACAGUUUACAAAAGAAACGUUCAUAAGUUGGGUGGAGGUUGUUCCAACACAAAUCGAAAUAAAUUUAAAAGAAAAUUUAUUACGAAGAGAUUCGAGAACAAAGGAGUUGUAUUUAAAUUUUAGUCCUGAGUUGAGCGCAAUAUUAAGAGAAGUUCAUUACUUGAAACUCAUGGAAGAGCCAGACAUUCCAGAAGUGGUUUUAAAAUUGGACGAAAAAAAUGAACUGUAUCAGCAGUAUAUCACUAAUCUCAAUUCUACUGUAACGUGGUACAAUAAAAUUAAAAAGACGGCUAAAGACGUAGAAUUUAAUUUAAUUGCAAAUGAAGUGAAAGAUAUUGACAAAAUGAUAACUGUAGGCGAAGAAAGUUUAAAUUGGGAAUCUGAAGCUUUAUGGGAAUAUAUGAUAAAGUUACACACUCUUGUGGGAAAUCUACAAGGACACCUUCAGAAAUGUCAGAACAACCUAAAUGAGAUCAAGAAUAUUCUCGUGCCAUUUGCUCGACAACCUCUUUUCGAAAGAAAAGACGGUCGGAAAGAUACCUUCCUGGCUAUAGAUGAAAGAACAGAAAAAUUAGAAAAAAGAAAAACAGAUAUUAAGGUUGCGACUGAUAGAAUUCUUCAACUGUUGGAAGAAAAUAUGAAUUUGUUCCAAAUGACUGAUAAACAAGAAAACGAAAAAUGGAUUCAAUAUAUUGAUCAUAUUGAUGUUGUUGUAGAGAGUUAUUUGUACCAAUCAGUAGGCUGCAGUUUGGGCUACAUAAUUGAGCAUAUGGAUCCUGGUAAUAAUUUACCCCCACUAUUUGAGUCACAGUUAAAACUUAUGGAACCGGAAAUAGUAUUUAUUCCUUCUUUGGACUCAUCUGACCCAGAAGGUUUGAAAAGUUUAAUUACGGGACUUAUAGAUGAUGCAGUUGAAACGUCAGCUAUAGUAAAAAGAUUUUCAAAAAUAAAAACAGUAUCAUAUAAAGAAGAAAUAGAAUCAAAUCAAGAUAUAGUCGACAUUAAAAAUGAUAUCCUGUCUAAUAUUGAUAAGGUUAUAGAAGAAAGCUAUGAAUUUUGUGAUAAUUAUCAAACUUAUGCUUACCUAUGGUUAGAUGACAGAGAGCAAUAUCUUGACCAAUUUUUAACGUAUGGAAGACAAUUAAAUAAUGAAGAAUUAGAUUAUCUAGGCAUGAAUGAUCCUCUGGCUCCAAAACCUUCACCUCCAAAAAUGGAGCACUUCAGGGAACAAAUCGAUAAUUUUGAAAAUUUAUCAAAUCAAGUCGAAACUAUUAAGGAAGCAGAGAUUUUUAACAAUUGGUUUAAAGUGGACGUAAGACCCUUUAAGCAAGCACUACUUAAUACCAUAAGGAAAUGGGGUAAUAUGUUUAAAGAUCACUUAGUUACUACAGUUACUACAAGUUUAUGUGACUUAAGUAACUUUAUAAGGUUGGCUGAUGAAGGUCUUCAACAAACUGUAUCUGAAGGCGACUAUCAGGCUUUGGUCAACGUUAUGGGUUUUCUUUUACAUGUAAAAGAGCGACAAGUAACAACCGACGAAAUGUUUGGUCCCCAAAGAGAUAUAAUAGAGCUAUUAAAAUUCUACGAUCAGGAUAUUCCGGAAGAAGUGAAUGUCUAUUUGCAAGAGUUGCCAGAACAAUGGAACAAUACCAAAAAGAUAGCUAUCACGGUCAAGCAGCAAGUUGCACCAUUACAAGCAGCAGAAGUUGCUUUUAUAAGGAAGCGUAUAAUAGACUUUGAUAACAGAGUUACCUAUUACAGGGAAGUUUUUAAAAAAUAUCAGUUUUUCCAAUACAAUUGUGUCGAUGCUUACGGUCUUAUUGACCAUGUCGAUAAAGAUUUAAAGAAAUUUGAGAAGAAUAUGAAAGAUAUACAGGAUUCUGGAUCAUUAUUUGAAGUAAAUGUUCCCGAGUUCAAGAUAUUGAAACAGUGCCGUAGAGAUUUACGAUUAUUAAAGCAACUUUGGGACUACAUCAAUAUAGUGCAUACAUGUGUAGAUGAUUGGAAAACUACCCCUUGGCGGAAAAUAGAUGUAGAAAACAUGGACAUUGAAUGUAAAAAGUUUGCAAAGGAAGUCAAGAUGUUAGACAAAGAGAUGAGAUCUUGGGACACCUACAUCGGCUUGGAAGCUACGGUAAAGAAUACUCUUACGUCAUUAAAGGCCGUUGGAGAAUUACAAAAUCCAGCAAUUCGAGAACGACAUUGGGAUCAAUUGAUGACUAGUACCAAGAACCUGGCUGCACUACCAAGAGAGUUUACAACAAGAAUAGUUAUGGAUCACAAUACCACACUAGCUGAUUUACUAGAGCUUAAUUUACACGAAUGCGAAGAAGAAGUUAAGAAUAUAGUAGACAAAGCAGUAAAGGAAAUGUCAAUGGAGAAAACUCUUCGAGAGCUCAACAUAACUUGGUCUGCUAUGGAAUUCGAUCAGGAAACUCACAUGAGAACAGGAUGCAAACUCUUAAGGGCUAGUGAAGAGCUAAUUGAAACUUUAGAAGAAAACCAGGUACAACUGCAGAAUUUAAUAACUUCGAAGUUUAUAGCGCAUUUCUUGGAGGAAGUGUCAUCUUGGCAAAAUAAACUUGGCACAGCUGAUCAAGUCAUUACAGUAUGGUUUGAGGUGCAAAGAACAUGGACCCACUUAGAAUCAAUUUUCAUGAGCUCCGAAGAUAUAAGGAAUCAGUUACCUGAAGACUCAGCCCGCUUUGAUAAAAUAGAUACUAACUUCAAAAAACUAAUGAUCGAAAUGGCAAAAGUUCCUAAUGUCAUUGAAUCUACAAAUCGACAAGGACUUUUAGAAAUUUUAGAAGAACAUCAGAAAAACCUUACGUUAUGCGAAAAAGCUUUGGCUGUAUACCUAGAAACCAAAAGAUUAGCAUUCCCGAGGUUUUACUUCGUUUCCUCAGCUGACCUGCUAGAUAUUCUCUCUAAUGGAAAUCAGCCCGAAUUAGUAGCGAAACAUUUAACCAAAUUGUUUGAUUCGAUUGCAAAGUUAAAUUUUGGGAGGAAUGAAGAUAAUACAUUGGAUAAACAAAUUCAUGGGAUGAUUGCCAAGGAUGGGGAACAAGUCAACUUUAAUAGCGCAACUACCUGUGAUGGAGCAGUCGAGGUGUGGUUAAAUAGAGUACAAUCUUGUAUGAGGUCUACAAUAAGAAUUUUAAUAGGAGAAGGGGUCACAACAUAUGAAGAAAAACCUAGAGAUCAAUGGUUGUUUGAUUUUCCUGCUCAGGUUUCCCUUACUUGUACACAGAUAUGGUGGACUACUGAAGUUAACAUUGCAUUUUCUAGAUUAGAGGAAGGAUAUGAUAAUUCUAUUAGAGACUAUUACAAGAAACAAGUUUCCCAACUUAGCACGUUAAUUUCAUUAUUGUUAGGUGAUUUAUCCAAACAAGACAGACAAAAAAUCAUGACAAUUUGCACAAUCGACGUACAUUCUAGAGAUGUUGUAGGCAAAUUAAUACAAUCAAAAGUUGAAAGCGCCUUAGCUUUUCAAUGGGUUUCCCAAUUACGACACAGAUGGUGCGAGAAGGAUAAAGAAUGCUAUGCAAAUAUAUGCGAUGCCCAAUUUAGAUACAGUUACGAGUAUUUGGGAAAUACUCCAAGACUUGUUAUUACUCCGCUUACAGAUCGUUGUUAUAUAACAUUAACCCAGUCACUUCAUUUAAUUAUGGGAGGAGGGCCUGCUGGACCCGCAGGCACAGGAAAAACCGAAACAACUAAAGAUCUUGGACGGGCCCUAGGAAUUAUGGUUUAUGUAUUUAAUUGUUCAGAACAAAUGGACUACAAGUCUUGUGGUAACAUAUACAAAGGUUUAGCUCAAACUGGAGCGUGGGGUUGCUUCGACGAGUUCAAUAGAAUAUCUGUAGAAGUUUUAUCGGUCGUAGCUGUCCAAGUCAAGUCUGUUUUAGACGCAAUUAAAAAUAAAAAGAUAACUUUCGAUUUUAUGGGUGAUCCUAUUCAGUUGGUACCUACAGUUGGAAUAUUUAUAACUAUGAAUCCUGGUUAUGCUGGAAGAACUGAAUUGCCUGAAAAUUUAAAAGCUUUAUUUAGGCCAUGUGCGAUGGUAGUUCCAGAUUUUGAAUUAAUCUGUGAAAUCAUGUUGGUUGCUGAAGGUUUCCAAGAAGCAAAAAUUUUAGCAAGGAAAUUCAUAACACUCUAUACUUUAUGUAAAGAAUUACUAUCUAAACAAGAUCACUAUGAUUGGGGACUAAGAGCUAUAAAAUCGGUACUUGUUGUUGCUGGAUCCCUGAAGAGAGGCGAUCCAGGCAGGCCAGAGGAGGAAGUGCUAAUGAGAGCACUACGAGAUUUUAAUAUUCCAAAAAUUGUUACGGACGACACUCCCGUGUUUAUGGGGUUAAUUGGGGACUUGUUUCCCGCUUUAGAGGUUCCUAGAAAAAGAGAUGCGGACUUUGAACGAACAGUGAAACAAGCGGCAAUUGAUUUAAAACUACAGCCCGAAGACAACUUUAUAUUGAAGGUUGUCCAGUUGGAAGAACUUCUGGAAGUGCGACAUUCAGUAUUUAUUGUUGGGAAUGCAGGCACUGGAAAAACGGAAGUCUGGAAAUCUCUUUUUAAAACUUAUUCAAAUAUGAAGAGAAAACCUGUGUAUAAUGAUUUAAACCCCAAGGCCGUUACUAAUGACGAACUUUUUGGCAUUAUCAAUCCUGCUACAAGAGAAUGGAAAGACGGUCUAUUAUCUGUACUAAUGCGCGAUCAAGCAAACUUAUCUGGUGACAAUCCUAAAUGGAUAAUCCUUGAUGGUGAUAUAGAUCCUAUGUGGAUUGAAUCACUAAAUACUGUAAUGGACGAUAACAAAGUAUUAACAUUGGCCAGCAACGAGCGCAUAGCUCUAACUCCGGUUAUGAGACUACUCUUUGAAAUAUCUAAUUUGAGAACUGCUACCCCAGCUACAGUAUCACGUGCUGGAAUUCUUUAUAUCAAUCCUCAGGAUUUGGGCUGGAACCCGUACGUGACUAGUUGGAUAGAAACCAGAGAAAUCGUUGCAGAAAAGUCAAACUUAAUAAUGCUUUUUGAUAAAUAUAUUCCUGCCUGUUUAGAAAAUGUUAGAACGCGAUUUAAGAAGAUUACGCCAAUAGUUGAAACGUCUCAUCUUGCGAUGUUAUGUCAUCUUUUGGACUGUCUCUUAACGCCACAGAAUACACCUGUAGAGUGUCCAAAAGAAUGGUAUGAGUUAUAUUUCGUAUUUUGUUGCGUUUGGGCGUUCGGAUCAGCAAUGUUUCAAGAACAGGCAACCGAUUAUAGAGUGGAAUUUACUAAAUGGUGGGGCAAUGAAUUUAAAACUGUGAAAUUUCCUCCAGGUGGAACCAUUUUUGACUAUUUCAUAGACCACGAAACUAAACAAUUUGUUCCAUGGACAGAGAGUCUUGGCAGAUUUGAAUUAGAUCCAGAUGUACCAUUACAGGCAGUUUUAGUACACACUGCAGAAUCUAUACGAGUUAGAUACUUCUUAGAUCUUCUACUGAAAAAACGGACACCAGUGAUGUUGGUAGGAAACGCAGGUUGUGGCAAGACGGUUUUGGUCAAUGAAAAACUAGCCUCACUUUCCGAAAACUACGCAAUUACUAAUAUUCCUUUCAACUUUUACACCACAUCCGAAAUGCUGCAAAAAAUAUUAGAGAAGCCUCUGGAGAAAAAAGCGGGAAGGAAUUAUGGCCCCCCGGGGAGUAAGACUAUGAUUUAUUUUAUUGAUGACAUGAAUAUGCCUGAAGUGGAUGGAUAUGGAACUGUACAACCACAUACGUUGAUCAGGCAGCAUUUGGACUAUAGACAUUGGUAUGACCGAAACAAGCUAAGUCUCAAGGAAAUCCAUAAUUGUCAAUACGUCUCGUGUAUGAACCCAACUGCUGGUAGUUUUACAAUUAAUCCUCGACUUCAGCGCCAUUUCUGUGUAUUUGCCAUUUCUUUUCCUGGGACGGAGGCACUGACAACUAUUUACAAAACAAUAUUAAGCCAACAUUUCAGUAAUGCAGAACUCAAGUUUCCUUCGUAUAUUGCGAAAAUGUGUGACAACGUUGUUGCUGCUACAGUCGUCUUACAUCACAAAGCAUCUCAAAUAUUCCUUCCAACUGCUGUCAAAUUUCAUUACAUUUUUAAUUUAAGAGACAUCUCUAACGUUUUUCAGGGCCUCUUAUUUAGUACCAAUGAAUGUCUAAGCCAACCAACAGAUGUCGUAAGAUUGUGGUUACAUGAAUGUCAACGAGUUUAUGGUGAUAAAUUAACCGAAGAGAAGGAUAUAGAUGCUUUCUCAAAAUUACAGCUAGAUGUUUUUAAGAAAAACUAUGAGGAAAUUGACGAAUCAAUUGUCUUGGAAAAACCAAAUAUUUAUUGCCAUUUUGCUGGAGGUAUUGGUGAACCUAAGUACAUGCCAGUAAAAAAGUGGAUCAAUUUAACAAAAUUGCUAAACGAAGCUAUGGUAAGUUAUAAUGAUUUGGUAGCAGCAAUGAAUUUGGUUCUUUUCGAAGACGCGAUGAUGCACAUAUGCAGAAUUAACAGAAUAUUAGAAUCUCCACGUGGAAGCGCAUUAUUAGUUGGAGUCGGAGGGAGCGGAAAACAGUCUUUAUCCAGAUUAGCAGCCUUUAUAUCAUCUCUAGAAGUUGCUCAGAUACAACUUAAAAAGGGAUAUGGAGUUUUGGAUCUUAAAAAAGAACUGUCCUCUUUAUAUCUGAAAAGUGGUUUAAAAAAUGUUGGAAUAAUGUUUUUAAUGACGGACGCACAGGUUCCCAACGAACAAUUUCUUGUAUUGAUUAAUGACAUGCUAGCCUCCGGAGAAAUCCCAGACAUGUUUCCAGACGAUGAAAUCGAAAAUAUCAUAGCUGGCGUUCGUAACGAAGUUAAAGGAGCUGGAAUGCUGGAUACACGAGAAAAUUGCUGGAAAUUUUUCAUAGAUCGUGUAAGAAGACAAUUAAAAGUGGUACUUUGUUUCUCUCCAGUAGGGUCUACUCUCCGAGUUAGAGCCAGAAAGUUCCCGUCAUUAAUUAAUUGCACACAAGUAAACUGGUUUCAUGAAUGGCCACAGGAGGCGUUGGUAUCGGUUGCUUUACGGUUUUUGGAAGAUAUUGAUGUUUUACCCGUCGAUUUGCAUGACUCCUCAGCGCGUUUCAUGGCAUAUGCGCAUACUUCUGUAAAUGCAAUUUCAAAAGUAUUUCUGCAAAACGAAAGAAGGUACAAUUAUACAACACCUAAAUCUUAUCUAGAACAAAUCAACCUAUAUUCUAAAUUGUUACGUCAAAAAUCAGAAGAACUUAGACAAAAAGUACUUAGACUAGAAAAUGGUUUAGACAAACUAAGAAGCACGUCUGUUCAAGUUGACGAAUUAAAGAAAAAACUGGCAAUACAAGAGAUCGAGCUUAAAGAAAAAAAUGAAGCUGCGGAUAGAUUAAUUGAAAUAGUUGGUGUAGAAACAGAGAAGGUUUCCAUAGAAAAGAAUUUGGCAGACGAAGAAGAAGAAAGAGUUGCAGUUAUAGCGGAAGAAGUUAGUAAAAAACAAAAAGACUGCGAGGAAGAUCUACUGAAAGCAGAACCGGCUUUACUGGCUGCUCAAGAGGCUUUAAAUACAUUAAAUAAAGCGAAUUUAACUGAGUUAAAGUCGUUUGGUUCUCCUCCAGGAGCUGUAACCAAUGUUACUGCAGCUGUAAUGGUACUUUUGUCACCUGGCGGUAAAGUUCCUAAGGAUAGAAGUUGGAAAUCUGCUAAACUGAUGAUGGCAAAAGUAGAUACUUUUCUUGAUUCUCUUAUUAAUUAUGACAAAGAAAAUAUUCAUCCUGAGGUUACAAAAGCGAUUGAACCAUAUCUUAAAGAUGCAGAAUUCGAACCAGAAUUUGUGAGGUCUAAAUCAGCAGCAGCUGCGGGUUUGUGUGCGUGGGUAAUAAAUAUAAUAAAGUUCUUUGAAGUAUUUUGCGAUGUUGAACCCAAAAGGAAAGCUCUGGCUGCUGCCAAUCUCGAGCUUGCAGCUGCCCAGGACAAACUUAAUUCUAUUAAAAAGAAAGUCGCGUCACUAGAAGAACAGCUAGCUAAGCUAACAGCAGAUUUUGAAACGGCUACUCGAGAAAAACUACUCUGUCAACAAGAAGCUGAUGCUACUAAUGCAACUAUCCAAUUAGCUAACAGAUUAGUAGGCGGACUGGCAAGUGAAAAUGUCCGCUGGGCCGACUCAGUUAACAGUUUCAUAGAAAGUGGUAAAAUGAUGCCUGGAGAUGUGCUACUAACAACAGCUUUUAUAUCCUACGUAGGUUGUUUCACUAAACAAUACAGGUUGGAUUUAGUACAUAAAAUGUGGCUUCCAUUUCUCCGAAACUCUGAUCCUAAAGUUCCUCUUACAGAAGAUCUAGAUCCUCUUUCUUUACUGACCGAUGAUACCAUCGUAGCAAAAUGGCAAAAUGAGGGAUUACCAAGUGAUCGAAUGUCGAUAGAAAAUGCAACUAUCUUGUCCAAUUCCGAGAGAUGGCCACUGAUGAUCGAUCCACAGUUGCAAGGUAUAAAAUGGAUAAAACAAAGAUAUGGGGACGAUCUUAGAGUUAUUAGAUUGGGGCAAAAGAGCUACUUAGACGUUAUUGAAAGAUGUAUAACAGAGGGAGCAAUAGUGUUAUUGGAGAAUAUUGAAGAAAAUUUAGAUCCGGUUUUAGAUACGUUGCUUGGAAGAUACCUUAUUAAGAAAGGAAAAGCUAUUAAAAUAGGAGACAAAGAAAUAGAAUAUAACCAAAACUUUCGAUUAAUUCUUCAUACAAAAUUGGCAAACCCUCAUUAUAAACCAGAAAUGCAAGCACAGGCGACUUUGAUUAAUUUUACAGUAACCAGAGAUGGACUAGAAGAUCAACUGCUCGCUGAAGUCGUUAAAGCUGAGAGACCAGAUUUGGAGGAAUUAAAGGCUGAUCUUACUAAGCAACAAAACGAUUUUAAAAUCAUUCUUAAGUCAUUAGAAGACGAUCUACUUUCGAGAUUAUCAUCUGCUGGGGGUAACAUCUUAGGUGACACGACUUUGGUUGAAAAUUUAGAAACUACAAAACGUACGGCUGCUGAAAUUGAACAAAAAGUAGCAGAAGCGAAAAUUACGUCUGUGCAGAUAGAUCAAGCUCGAGAACAUUACAGACCAGCUGCAGCUAGAGCUAGCUUGCUAUAUUUUAUACUUAACGAAUUGAAUACUAUAAAUCCAAUUUAUCAAUUCUCGUUAAAGGCUUUCAGUGUAGUAUUUCAAAAAGCAAUCUCGAAAGCAGAUCAAGCCGAAGAUGUGACGACAAGAGUAAAUAAUUUGAUAUCCUGCAUUACUUUUUCCGUCUUUCAAUAUACUACAAGGGGACUAUUUGAAUGUGAUAAACUAAUUUUUGCUUCUCAAAUGACUUUUCAGAUUCUACUAAUGAGUGAAGAAAUCCUGUCCACAGAUCUAGAUUUUCUUUUAAGAUUCCCGAUCAAACCGCACGUGACGAGCCCUGUAGAUUUUCUUUCCAACACGAGUUGGGGAGGAAUUUGCAGCCUUGCUACAAAAGACGAGUUCAGGAACCUUGACAGAGAUAUUGAGAUGUCCCCAAAGCGAUGGAAAAAACUGGUAGAAUGCGAAAGUCCGGAAAGAGAAAAAUUUCCUCAGGAGUGGAAAAGCAAAACAGCAUUGCAGAGAUUAUGUAUGAUGAGAGCUUUACGACCUGAUAGAAUGAUAUAUGCAAUGAUGGCAUUUAUAGAAGAAAAAUUGGGCACAAAGUAUGUAGAAAACAAGACGGUAGAAUUUGAAAAGUCAUAUGAGGAAACUAGUCCGUCCACGCCGAUAUUUUUUAUAUUAUCCCCCGGAGUAAAUCCUUUAAAGGACGUUGAAAACUUGGGAGAGAAGAUGGGAUUUACAGCAGAGAAACAAAAUUUUCACAACGUCAGUUUAGGUCAAGGCCAAGAAGUAAUUGCUGAAAAUGCAAUGGAAGUCGCAGCCAAAAACGGACAUUGGGUAGUCCUGCAAAAUAUCCAUCUCGUCAAAAAAUGGUUGCCAGCUUUGGAAAAGAAGCUUGAGCAAUAUGCUGAAGGAUCUCAUCCUGAUUAUAGAGUAUUCGUGAGUGCUGAGCCUGCAGCUAGCGCAAGUGCACACAUAAUCCCACAGGGCAUUCUAGAAUCUUCAAUUAAAAUCACCAACGAACCACCUACAGGCAUGCAGGCAAACAUUCACAAAGCACUUUCAAACUUUAAUCAGGAGACCCUCGAGCAGUGUGGAAAGGAGGCCGAAUUUAAAGUAAUAUUAUUUUCAUUGUGCUACUUUCAUGCUGUGGUGGCUGAGCGACGGAAAUUUGGUCCACAAGGAUGGAAUAAAAUAUAUCCGUUUAAUGUCGGCGAUCUUACUAUUAGCGUGUUUGUGCUUUAUAAUUACUUAGAGGCUAAUUCUAAAGUUCCAUGGGAGGAUCUUAGGUAUUUAUUCGGGGAGAUUAUGUACGGAGGACAUAUUACAGAUGACUGGGAUAGACGACUGUGUAUUACAUAUUUGGAAGAACUUAUGCAACCUGACUUGGUUGAUGGAGAAUUAAUGUUGGCUCCAGGUUUUGCUGCACCUCCAAAUACUGAUUAUGUUGGUUACCAUGCCUAUAUUGACGAUAUGAUGCCCCCAGAAUCUCCUUAUUUGUACGGGCUACAUCCUAACGCAGAAAUAGGCUUCCUAACAACAACCGCCGAAAAUUUAUUCAAAACGGUAUUUGAGAUGCAGCCUAGAGACGGAGGAGCUACUGGUGGAGCUACAAUCACCCGAGAAGAUAAGGUUAAACAAAUGGUAGAUGAGAUGUUAGAAAAAUUACCAGAAGAUUUCAAUAUGGCGGAAAUUAUGGGAAAGGUGGAGGAACGUACUCCAUAUGUGAUAGUAGCUUUCCAAGAAUGCGAAAGAAUGAAUUAUCUCACAGCGGAAAUAAAAAGAUCGUUAAAAGAAUUGGAGCUGGGGAUAAAAGGUGAACUUACAAUAACUUCAGAUAUGGAAGAUUUAGAAAAUGCUCUGUUUUUGGAUCAAGUACCACCCGUUUGGGCUCUCAGAGCAUACCCAUCUUUACUUGGGUUGAGUUCUUGGUUUGUUGAUUUGUUGCUAAGGAUAAGGGAACUGGAGACAUGGUCGACCGAUUUUGUGCUUCCAGCUUCAGUUUGGCUUGGUGGAUUUUUCAAUCCUCAAUCUCUUCUUACGGCGAUAAUGCAAAGUACAGCACGAAGAAAUGAAUUGCCAUUAGACAAGAUGUGUCUUCAAUGUGAUGUUACUAAAAAACAAAAAGAAGAAUUUACGAGUGCUCCUAGAGAUGGUGCUUACAUUCAUGGUUUACAUAUGGAAGGAGCUAGAUGGGACGUUCAAACUGGAAUUAUAGUAGAUUCUCGGUUAAAAGAACUAUUUCCAUCUAUGCCAGUGAUCAAUGUUAGAGCCAUUACUCAAGAUAAACAAGAUCUAAGAAAUAUGUACGAAUGUCCUGUAUAUAAGACGAGAACAAGAGGACCUACUUAUGUUUGGACCUUUAAUUUGAAAAUUAAAGAUAAACCGGCGAAAUGGACUUUAGCUGGUGUAGCAUUACUACUACAGAUAUAAUAUGGAAUACAAUAUGGAAUGUACUAUAAAAAUAUCUAUAUUCCACAUACAGUGCUAGUCAGAAGUCCGUACCCCCCCCUCGUAUCUUUUGAACGGUUAUACCUAUAAUAGUGAAAUUUGGAGGGAGGAAAUAAACGGACGUAAGCUUCUUAACUAGUCAUGACAGAUGACGUAAUAGUGACAGAUGACUUUACAGCGCCACUGUGACAGAUAAUUUUAAAUGGGACCUUAUGGCAAGUGAUACCUCGUUUGAAAGGUAUUGAAAAUACCUAUUCAUUUAUACUAAUUUUGUUUGAGUUUAAGCUAAUUUUGAUGAAAAAAUGAAAUAAAUAUAAAAUUGUAGUUUCGCAUUUAAUUAAUAAAAAUUCAAAAUUCUGCCUAUGAUUACUUGUCAAAAGGGUUGAAGUUUACGUAAAAACUACUAGAAAAUUGAAAAACGUCAAAUUUUUUGACAAAGAAACCAUAGGCGGACAUUUGAAUUUUUGUUAAUUAAAUGAGAAACUACAAUAUUAUAUUUAUUUAAUUUAUUCACCAAAAUAAAAAUCCACCUACACCCAAAAAAAUUAGUAUGGCUGAAUAGGUAUUUUAAAUACCUUUCAAACGAGGUAUCACUUGCCAUAAGGUCCCAUUUAAAAUUAUCGGUCACAGUGGCUCUGUAACGUCAUCUGUCACUAUUACGUCACCUGUCAUGACUAGUUAAGGAGCUUAUGUCCGUUUAUUUCCUCCCUCCAAAUUUCACUUUUGUACGUAUAACCGUUCAAAAGAUAAGAGGGGGGGUACGGACUUUUGACUAGCACUGUAUAAUUAGAGCUGAAUAUUUUCACUACCACCGUUCGGGACUUCGUUUUUUUUUACUAUUAGUCCAAAUGUAAGCUUUUAGUUUUAAUUCAUUCCUGCUAUUAUAUAUUAAGUCAAAGACUUGAUAGUCAUGGAUGGUACAUAUCUAGAGAUAAGACGAAAAAAAGUAACAGUAUUACAAUAGAAGCCGAUAGGAAAACGAAAAAAAAGGCCCAGGACGAGAUAGUUCGAUCUUGGAUGACGUAAAUAUAAAACUUUAAUUCAUGGAAAACCAUGAAUUUUGGAGGAGAAGGGCACAAGAGAGAUCUGAAUGGAAGGACAUGGCCUGACAGGUAAAGAUCCAUCCAGAGUUAUGAUGUAAAAAGAAGAUGAUUAAAUAUACAAUAGAGACAUAGUGGGAAUCUGACAUCACAUAUAUAAAUGCAAUAUUUACAUUAAAUUGUUUAUCCAUAUAAAAAUACCGUACAGUAUUAAUAUUUUUAGAAUAAUAAGUAAAUAAAAUAUUUAAUGUAUUGUUAUGUUAUGUACGCAAAGGCUUUGUUAAUUUUUAAUUUAAUUAAACACAUUUCACUGGCAAA